CAAGGUAAUCAAACUUUUAGCAGAUUAAGUAUUAUUUAAUCGUAUGUUUCAUUAACAAUUGUUAUUGUGUACAGCAAUCAUUUGAUGUGAAUGAUGCACUCAAAGACCUUAUUUUUCAAAUGAUGGGCAAAUACUGGAGACAACAUAAAUCGAAAAUUACAAAACAGCUAAUUCAAGCCAGUGAGUUGCCCAAUUGUGCACGUAAAUUCCAACUCAUGAAGCCCUUAAAUGUGAAAUCAAACAAGGAUUGGGAUACUUUUGUGAAAUCAAGACUUACUACAUCAUUUCGAGUGAGAUUUUUGCUUACUUUAGUUAGUUAUAAUGUAUACGUAAAUUUUAAUUAUUUGUUUAAAUAUUUUUUUCUCAUCUAUAUUAUUACUGUUGAUUUAAGGAAAAAAGUGAAAGGUUUAAGGAAAUGAGAAAGAAGCAGAAGUACACACACUAUGAGUCGUAAAGGUUAUGCUCGCAUGGAAAAUGAAAUGAAAGAAAACCAUGCAAAUCCUAGCGAAAUAACAAGGGUGGAAUUAUGGAAAAAGGCAUACGAAAAUAAGAAUGGCGAACCUGUCAAUGACGCUGCUGGUGAAAUAAUGGAGCAAAUAAAGAAGUGCAAUGAGUUAAAGGAGAACCCACCAUCAAAGGAUUCUAUAAGAGAUGAUGCUUUAGCACGAGUUUUAGGACCUGAAGCUCGAGGACGAGUUCGUGGACUUGGUUUUGGUGCUACCCCAUCUAGAGUAGCUGCAACAAUUCAAAGUAAUGCAAUGUUCAACGAUAUUCAAACUAAAAUGGCCAACUUGGAAACACAAGUGAAAUCACUUAUGAAACUAAAUCAACAGAAUUCAAGCAAGAAUCCUGAAGAUAUGAUAAGCUCACAUGUUGCUACUCCUCAAGUUGGCACUCCUCAAUCAGAACAAGGAAGUCAUCCUCUACAAGAUCAACCUACCAACAAUCAGAAGUGUCAGCUAUUACAUUGGUACAACUUUAAAACUGCGGAGGAAGUUGUGGCUGAAGGACACAUUGCAUCAACUGAUCCACAAACUAAAGUUCAUCAUAUACCUAUUGGAAAAGAGUGUUGGAAGGUGUGGGUUGACCUCGUAGUUAAUGAAGAUUUGCACUUGUUUAGACCUACCAAUGAAUUUAGCGUGCUUGGUGAUGCUUUAGGGAGUACAAUUGCGUGGCCAAAAAGUUCUAUCAAAAUGAUAAAUGAAGAUUACGAGUAUCUUCACUGACGUCCUAGGGUAAAUUGAAGAUUAUAUUAUUUUGACUUAAAUAGAAUCUAGGCUUAGUUCAGUAUUACAUUUCGUAUUAUCUUUUUUUUAGCAGACUUGCACUCUAUUCGGAUAUUAUGGAUGUUUAUGUCAUUUUGAGAUUUUGGUUUUGAAUUAUUUGGUUUAUAUGAAUAUUUUUAAUGUAAAUUAGUUUAUUUUUAGAGCAUAUUGAUUAGUGAAAUUUGUGAAAUAUAUAAUUGAAUAGUUUAAGUCUAUUUCUACAAAGCACCGAACAUUUGGUUAAUAUAUCAACCAACAACGCACAAUGAAAUGUUGUUGUUAGUAUAAUACAACAUGCCUAUGCACUUUGUGAUAUACCUUGUAACAAUAUUAACCGUAAGUUGUGAUAUACCUUUCAACAAGACACUCGGAAAUGUUGUGGUUAGUGUAGGACAACAUGCCCCUGCACUUUGUCGUAACGUUUAUUACAAGACGUCUUUGCAUGUUGUUAAUUACAAACAACCACUAGCAUAAUGCGUUGUUAUAGACCUCAUACAACGCGCAUCGUUGU
Erythranthe guttata (spotted monkey flower) is the source of this 1776-nucleotide messenger RNA. The record is from RefSeq and is a predicted model, not a curated record. Lineage: Eukaryota; Viridiplantae; Streptophyta; Magnoliopsida; Lamiales; Phrymaceae.